AUGGAUCUGGACAAUGAGUGCUGCCCAAUAGGUGGUCGUGUGAGGUGUCAAGAGUCAGAACUUCUGUCUCCUGACUUUGUGAAAGCUCUACCCCUCGGCCGGCAUCAUGAUACCAUCCAAUUUCGUCAACUAUUAUGUCCAGACCCCUCUUGUGAGGUGUGUAAUAGUGCAACUGCUGAGAUCAGUCAGCUGGUGUUCCUGCAGGCCCAGGAAGAUGCGACUCCCUUGGCUUCCCCAGCUCCUGUGACUACUUCAUCGUUCACUCGCUCCCCUGACUUCUCAGCAGUCCCUCCAGGAGACCUAAUAUCAGCUCCUCUUCCUAAGCCUUCCCCACCACCUGCUUCCAACUUCUCACCUAACCCAGUGAUCCCUGUGGCAGACUUUUUUGCACCCUCACCACCCGGUGAUCCUUUGCUGCCAAAGUCUUUACCUCCCUUGGAUUCCAAAUCCCCAAGGGACCAUUUCCCACCCCAGCCCCUUGCCUUUCCUCCUGUCCAACCACAUCACGCCCAUACAGUGGGCCGUAGUGUCCAGACAGAGACAGUGUCUCUAAGUACCACCUUCUCUCUGGACCCUACCCUUUCCCAAGGUGUCAGCCCCUUACCGGAGUUGUCUCAGAGGGUGAAUCCCACUGAGACCUUUGCUCGUCAUCCUGCACCACCAACCCGGUCUGCUUCACCACCGCCAGACUGCAAUUUAACUGUGCCUCAAUCUAAAUGGAGUUCCAUCUCAAGGAAGCCUGUUCCACAGAGCUCACCCCCAGAUAGCUCUGGUGGGUUGUCGCCUUAUUUCCCAACAAUCCUAGGCAUUGACCCCUCCAGCUUGUCAAUUUUAGACCUCCCUUGGUGGCAAACUCAUGCCAAAGGCUUCUUCCCUUCAACCCUGGCUCCACGUGAUUUCCAUCAAGAAGUCCUGGCCCUCCAUUCUUCAGAGGCUUCUUCCAGGGGAGACCCUGCAGCCAACCUUGUAGAGCCUGGUAAGCUCUCACUUCUCAGCCCUGAUGCCCUGGCACUUCUAGAGAAACAAAGGCCAAAGAGGAGUGACUUCCUCCUGUGGAAGGAAUCAGAGGGAUCUUUUGCAAAACAAACAAUUGUUGAUACCCAUGAUUUGGCAUCCUCCCUCCCUUUCUGGAGCACCAAAAACCAAUCAAAGGAGCUGGGUAUACAUCAGCAGCGCCCAUACCCUACAACCUUGGAGGAGGGCCAUUUACAGCAAACCCCCAUCCAGCUCUUCUGGGGUCUCCAAACUCCACCUAGCGAGUCCCUCUUCCCGGCUGCUGAUGCCUCAGAUCACAUCUCAAAUGCCUCCCCUGAGCAGGAAUCCCCAGUAGUUGCCCACCCACUUCCUCCAUCCUUGCCUGAGAACCCGCCUCAACUCCUGCCUCAAACCCCGCCCUUACCUACCCCUCCUGUCCAGCCCCAGGCCCACCUUCAAUCCCCAAUCCCAAUCCUGCCAUCUGGUCCUCUACCCGACAUCAAGAUCUGUGGAGUGUGUUUUCACAGACCUCGGAACGAACCGGAGAAUCUCACUCCAAAAGAAAGGCAACAUCUGGAAUGGAACGUGUUGCAGAAGGUACAGAAACGUGUGUGGGGUUUACCCACUCUAGUCCAAAGAUCCCAGGAGGACUAUUGCCCUUCAGCUCCUAACCCUUCUCUCAGCCACAAGGCCACCAAGGCCCAAGUGGUAAUCUCUAUCCCCCCUGGACAGUUUCCUCUGAAUGAAGAGCUUCGGAGAAAACUAGAGAAUCACCUUCGAAAGAGGCUCAUCCAACACCGGUGGGGAAUUCCCCGCAGGAUUUAUGAGUCUCUUGCGCUGAUGAGCCGUCCCAGUACACUGUCACAGCUACCUGAGUCGCAGCGCUUUCGUGGACGCUCAUGGAUCCCUAAGAGUCCGAGCAAAUUGAAUGACACUGAAAGCAUCAGUGACGAGGACUCAGAAAUGCUUCAGCGAGAGGACGGUGAACUGGACAAGGACAAUGACAAACUGAAGAAGGGUCAGGAACACAGCCCAGAGAAUGGCCCAAAAGAUGAUCUGCUGAGUGACCUUGAGAGCACUUCAGAUAACGAUAUGGAGCAUGAUUCUGAGAGACAACUUGGGAGUCCAUCAGAGAACAGCUCGACUGUGUCUGUGGAGACUGCAGGUCAGACACAACUGGAAAAUGUCCUGAAAAGACAUUUGCACAAAAAAUCUGAGGAAAUCAGUGAGGGUCAUCUACCCGGGACUGUGCAUCAUUCAUGGCAUACAAUAAAGCAGACAUCACUUCCUUCUGAGAAAUCCCAGACUCAACUAACACAAAGACGCUUGCCACCAUCAGACCUUGAGGUUUACUCCCUGAAUACCUGCCAGGAGCUUCCCUUUGUGGAACCAAAUGUACAACAGAUGCUUGAAUCCCAUAUUAAAAGGUUUCGUUGGAGGAUGCUAUGGGGCCUUCCCUCCAGGGUCCUUGAAUCCAUAGAGAUCUUUAAAUCAAGAAUGGCCACAUCUCCCUGUAGCCCUGCCUGCUCAACCAAACUGAUUCCUGCAGCAAAUUCUAAACCUGGGGGCGUCAGCCCCCUUAGAGGAAGCUUGAAAUCUCUCCAUGCAGACAAAGCAAGAACGGCAAAUUCAGCCUCUCUUCUGGAUCAUCCUCGCCCUGCCCCCUCAACUGUGGGCAAGGAAGAGCAGAGAAUUCCGAGGCAAUCAUCCUCCAAUACCCACCAUCUGCUUGUAGAGGAUCUUCCAAAAAUUAAGCAUGACAGACAGACUCUUAAACCUGUCAAACAUGUCACCAUAGCCAACAGAUGGCCCCCAAAGCCACCGGCAAGGCAAUGA
Molecule: messenger RNA, 2811 nt
Organism: Neogale vison (American mink)
Lineage: Eukaryota; Metazoa; Chordata; Mammalia; Carnivora; Mustelidae
Product: spermatogenesis-associated protein 31D1-like
Exons: 2
Coding region: 1-2811 (936 amino acids)
Source: RefSeq, a predicted model, not a curated record